Molecule: messenger RNA, 1363 nt
Organism: Pseudogymnoascus destructans
Lineage: Eukaryota; Fungi; Ascomycota; Leotiomycetes; Thelebolales; Thelebolaceae
Exons: 3
Coding region: 112-1314 (400 amino acids)
Biological process (GO): branched-chain amino acid catabolic process; response to nutrient
Molecular function (GO): catalytic activity
Source: RefSeq, a predicted model, not a curated record
CUCCUCGCCCGCAUUCCUCAUACUUCAACGCUUUGAAAAGAAUGGAAAUAUAUCCCUUUGUCUCUCUUAACUUCAUAAUUCAUUCUUAAGUCCUGUAGAGUGUUGCUCAGCAUGAAGUCUCUCAGGAUAAUCCGCCCUACGGCACAGGUCUUACGUGCCGUCACCUCAUCCGCUUCCUCGACCGCAACUGGCCGCCAGUACUCGACGAGCCCUCCAAAUGCCCGGCUCAACAUACCGACAGACUUCUCCACAACCCCAAUCCUCAGUCACUCCUCUCAAUCAGCUCUAAGAAACCCCGAGCUCUCAGCUGAAGUUCGAAACAGCACGACGAAGCGCAUGAACCUGUUCCAAGCCAUCAAUGACGCACUCUCGACCGCUCUGGCAACAGACGACUCGGUGCUCCUCUUCGGCGAAGAUGUGGCCUUCGGAGGAGUAUUUCGAUGCUCGAUGAACCUGUCACAGAACUUUGGCAGCGACCGCGUCUUUAAUACACCGCUUACUGAACAAGGAAUCUUGGGUUUUGGGAUUGGGCUGGCGGCCGAAGGAAUGCGGCCUGUAGCCGAGAUUCAGUUUGCGGAUUAUGUAUACCCGGCUUUCGACCAGCUGGUGAACGAGGCGGCCAAGUAUAGGUAUCGUGAUGGAACGAAUGGGAGGGGUGUUGGAGGCUUAACCGUUAGGAUGCCUUGUGGUGGGGUUGGUCAUGGUGCUUUAUACCACUCGCAAUCUCCAGAGAGUUUAUUUACACAUAUCCCCGGCCUGCGCGUCAUCAUGCCUCGCGGUCCCAUUCAAGCAAAGGGCCUGUUACUGGCGGCCAUCGCCUCGAACGACCCUUGCAUCUUCAUGGAGCCCAAAGCCCUCUACCGUGCUGCGGUCGAGCAAGUCCCUGUCUCUUCAUACACUCUCCCUCUAUCAUCCGCCGAGAUCCUCAAGCCAGGUUCCGACGUGACUGUGGUCUCAUACGGCCACCCUCUCUACACGUGCAGUGCGGCGAUCGAGCACAUCGAGAAGGACUUGGGAUUGAGCGUUGAGUUGAUCGAUUUGAGGACGGUAUACCCGUGGGACAAGGAGACUGUGCUGAAGAGUGUGAAGAAGACGGGACGCUGUGUGGUGGUUCAUGAGAGCAUGAUUAAUGCGGGUAUCGGGGCUGAGGUUGCCGCCGCUAUCCAAGAAGAUAAGGAGACGUUUUUGAGGCUGGAGGCGCCGGUGAAGAGGUGUGCGGGAUGGAGUAUACAUAUGCCGUUAUUGUAUGAGAAGCUCAAUAUCCCAGAUGUUGCGAGGAUUUAUGAUAGCAUUAAGCAGGUCACUGAGUAUUAAGAGCGUUGAUAAAUAUAUAGAUAAGAAAUUGAAGUUGCAAAUUCAAUAA